Messenger RNA from Aedes aegypti (yellow fever mosquito), 1604 nucleotides. RefSeq names its product protein PRY1. The record is from RefSeq and is a predicted model, not a curated record. NCBI's taxonomy places the organism in Eukaryota, Metazoa, Arthropoda, Insecta, Diptera, Culicidae. The transcript is spliced from 2 exons. Bases 942 to 1403 code for a protein of 153 amino acids. Gene Ontology annotation, cellular component: extracellular region.
AACAUAUUUUAGGGAAGAACCACUAAAAAGUGAUCAAUUGGGAUGAAGAUACUGUUUUUGUUUACGGCCAAAUUGGAUUUUUCGGCUAUGUGGCGUUCGGCCAAAUGUCCCGUAUGCGUAUAGAACCGUAUAACAUCUCGAGGAAGCUUUAAAAAGUUUCCCAAACCACGCAGAACGUUCGAGCUUUUGUAAUUCUGGUCUUGAAGAUCUUUAAAAUCAGCUGUAAUCAGUACAUCUUAUUUGCUAGUUCAUUAUACUAAUUAGUGUUCAAUCUAUUCUGAAGAGUUACACAGAAUUAACAUGUUUUCCAAUUCAAAAAAAUCAUAUCAAAUGUGGGACUAAUUUACAUCAAUGAACCAAUAAAACUUCACCUACCAUUACACCUUCGUUUGUUUUAUAAUGAUUAAAAUAUCUGGCAUACCUUUUAUUGUUCACGAACUAAAUAAACCUUGUUGUGGCAAAGUCUGAAAAAUUGCGCCUUCCUCAGUUUGUUGAGCUAAGGAGACGCAUGGUAAUUUUCUCUGGCUUAAUUGGUUGAAACGGAUUCAUCAUGAAUGUUGAAGGAAAACGAAGCAAAGUGUCUUCCUUCUCAACCUUACGUAUUAUGUCAACACAGUUUUUAAUUCAUCUAAUCAUCGUCAAUGGACUAUUUUAGUUUGUGCCUCUGGCGAAGGUUCUUACUCUAAAUAAAACCGUAGGACUAACUUUGGCGGUACACUCUUAUCACUUAAAAGCAAUAAAAAUUUGAAUCCAGCGAACAAUCGUCGCCAUCAUAAUGUGGGCAGUGACGCAUCCUGUGUUUCAAGGGACCUCGAACAAUAUAGGGCACUCCCCGUUGUGGGAAGAAUUUUUCCAUUUAAAUGGAAAUGGGUGGCUCUGGUGGCUGAGUAGUUGCAUUUUCGCUUGUGUGAAAGUCACAUCGCCAAUCUUUGAGCAGAAACAUGACACAUCAAUUCAAGCAGGAAGUCCUUGCCGAACACAACCGAAUACGUGCCCAGCACUCUGCUGAACCUCUAGUGUUGGAUGAAUCCAUGUGUCGGUAUGCCCAAUCCUGGGCCAAUCAGCUGGCUAGUAGAAAUACGCUUCAGCAUCGCACCGAGAAGAAAUACGGUGAAAAUCUGUACGCCCAGUUCGGGAAAACGCAAUGUUCCGGUGAGGAUGCAGUGCAGAGCUGGUACAAGGAGCUCAAGGACUACACUUUCGGUCAACCGGAUCCAGGCGUGAAGUUUUCCAAGGUCGGACACUUUACGCAGGUCGUUUGGAAGAGCUCGAAACGUUUGGGAGUGGGAAUGGCCAUCGCCAGUGGGGGUAAGGGAGUCUUCGUGGUGUGUAAUUACGAUCCACCAGGCAACUUCAAGAACCGUUAUGCGGAUAAUGUUGCGGAAAAAAGUGCCAACAAAUGAUUGAUAGUGAAUUCGUGGAAAAAAAAUAAUUCAUUCAAAUGUGUAAUAAAUAGAUCUGUUAUAUCGAAAAUGUAGUUUUAAAAUCAGACAAAGUUCAUCUUACACUCUCAUACUUACAUGAAAAAAUAGAACGAUUUCUGGAUCCUUUUGUUCAGCUUUAAAGAUAGUAAUAAACUGUACAAAAUUUGAAAAUAAUAAAAA